AUGAAGAGAUCGAAGAAACCCAGGGUUUCAUGGCCUCCAGGUCCUAAGCUUUGUCAGGUUAAGAUGUUUCGAACAGAGGAUUGUCCGGCAAAAGUUGCCUCUCAGCCUCAACGUCAUAACUACCCGAAUCAAUCAUCUAGGAAACCUCGUGUGCCAGAUCUUCCACCCGGUUUCGAAGGAAAUCACUACGCGGAUAAGCCGAACGUCUCAAACAUUCCUCGGAUCAAAUGGAAACGACCUCUUACGUUCCUAGCCAAUGAUAGUUGGCUGAUUGGAGAUGGUGGUGAGAGCACAGAAAGGCGAACUGAAAACUUGAGGAUUGCUAAAGUGUUGGAAGCUAUCUAUCCGCAUCGCUCCGCCAUCCCUUCUCGACCCUCUGUUUCGCCGGUGGUAGAAGCCGAGCGCUUUGAUGACAGCAACACUCCUACCAUUCGUCUCACUCCCAUUGAGGACGAGUGCGAGUCUGCCGAUGAAUCAUCCACCACUUCACUUGAGUCCAGCUUUGUCACAAACAAGCAAGAUCAGUUGGAAACCAAACUUCCCUGUUCAACCAAAGAACCGGUUUCUGGUCUUGCACCAGACUUGAGUCUGGUUGCUUCUGCAGCUCUGGCUGCACUUAUGAAAACCAAGGAACAGGGGAGUAUGGUCGAUCCUGAGCUACUUAUCAAAUUCCUCAGCGACCCGGAAAUUAUCAAGAAUCUGAUCACUGACACAACAGGUAAAUCCUCUGAAACUAAGAAUCAGCUCAUUGACACUAACGUCAACCCUACUAGACUUGUUCCGCAACAUGUCACCUCGUCGCCCAUGGUUAGAAAGCCGCAGCCAAUAAUAAUACCUCAAGAACAGAGUUUUGCAGCUUCUCAGUCUUUUACUAACCCCGAGCAGAGACGAGUGUCUCCAUCCAUGCCUGGAAACGGGAACGUAUCCCUUCGAAAACCUAUAAAUGGAAACCCGGUAAAUAUACCAAUGCCCGUUCACUCCUCUGUCGGCAUAGCUAAAGAACAACCUCUGCCUGUUCGGCUCCCAUCAAGUUCUCUGCCAAUGAACAUUAACUUCCAGAGACCUCAACAUACUUUCUCAGAACAAAAGGUAAAAGUAAAGCCUCAACCUCAACUCCAACACAAUUCCGCAUUCCGCACUUCUGAAAUGAACAAUGUUCGAGCAUCAAUUGGAUUUGGAACGGGUCCUCAAACUGGUUUCAAUACUUAUCCAAUGAACUUAAACCGGGUUGAUGCUACUCGUAGACCUAAACCAGUAGUGCAAUCCAUGAAGAGUCUAGACUAUUUCAAGAACCUUAUAAGGGAACAUGGGACAGAGAAUCAUGAAACUAACCAAUUCCAUUCACAAACUGGAAAACUUAAUGGAUGCAUUGAUCAAAUUAAGGUUCAGAAACAGUGUAUCUACUAUGGCACCACGAGAGGAUGCAAGCUAGGUGAUAGUUGCAUCUAUGUUCAUGACCAAUUGAGGCCUAACUUUGAGGCCGAGGCUCCAAUGGCUAAGAGAUUGAAGUAUGGAAGGUAUGAGGAAAAUGGCUUAUGA
This is a messenger RNA of Arabis nemorensis, 1539 nucleotides long. The record is from the annotation of a GenBank genome assembly. Lineage: Eukaryota; Viridiplantae; Streptophyta; Magnoliopsida; Brassicales; Brassicaceae.